AGACCAUGCUGUUCUCCCGCCUCGAUUGCUCGUUCCCUGCCUACUUCUACACCCAGCCCAUGGCUACUGGACCUGGCUUCUACGACAACUUGUGCCCCCAGUCCUGGCAGGAUGGCUCCGCUGCCACCUUCACCCUCCAGGAUCCCCACCAGCAGACCUUCGAUUGCCCGGGAAACUAAGCUAUCCGUUUGUAUAUGUGAUUACGUAAACGGUUUCGAAAAACUUC
This is a messenger RNA of Guillardia theta CCMP2712, 226 nucleotides long. RefSeq lists its product as hypothetical. Lineage: Eukaryota; Cryptophyceae; Pyrenomonadales; Geminigeraceae. The transcript is spliced from 3 exons. Bases 6 to 179 code for a protein of 57 amino acids. The record is from RefSeq and is a predicted model, not a curated record.